Molecule: messenger RNA, 1141 nt
Organism: Klebsormidium nitens
Lineage: Eukaryota; Viridiplantae; Streptophyta; Klebsormidiophyceae; Klebsormidiales; Klebsormidiaceae
Source: the annotation of a GenBank genome assembly
CAGGAAGGGGGAAUAAGGGAAUACGGGGGAAGGGCGCUGUGCAGUCUGCACCAGCACCAGCACCAGUGGCAGCAGUGGCACCAGACAACUCCGCAGGAGGCAGUUUCAGGUGGAUCUGCAACGAGCUGCAUUUGGGCGCAUUGUGGUGCUUUGGGUUCGCUGACACAAGCCCACAAAAUCAGUCACACCGAGUGUUUUCCAGCCUGCAGAUUUGUAUUUUCAAGGUCGAUUGCAAAGGGUUUUACGAACUUACCACCUUCGUCCUGAGUGCUCUGGGCCCUUAGGAGCAAAAACCCCUGGAGCUGGCAUCCAUCUUGCAGCCCAUUGAGCUGGCAAAAAAUAUUCUGGAAGCACUGACGGUUAGACGAUGUCUUACAAUCCCAGUCACUUGAUGCCCACAGAGUUGGUAGACCGAUGCAUCGGGUCAAAGAUUUGGGUCAUCAUGAAGGGCGACAAGGAGUUGGUGGGGACCCUUCGGGGCUUUGACAUGUAUGUCAACAUGGUCUUAGAAGACGUCACAGAGUAUGAGAUCACCGCAGAGGGGAGGCGAGUCACAAAGCUGGAUCAAAUUCUGUUGAAUGGAAACAACAUUGCAAUGCUUGUUCCGGGAGGGAGCCCUGAGUGAAAGAACAUUGACAAAGGACGGUGAUUGAUGCUCCAAACCAAAGGACGUGAGCCGACCUUAGCCUGUGCCCAUGAAUCGUAUUUCUGGGGUCAUUGAUACUACCGGAGUACUUUGCAAGUUACGAGGGGUUCAAAAGGGAAAUCUUAGCAGUGUGGCCAGCACGUCCCUUACGUAUCGGGGAGAAACAUCCCUUUCAAGUAAGGGACCCCACAGCCCUGCUUGGAGGCCAGGUUGCUCUUGGGAUGGUCCACUUCUCCAAGUGCAUCGAAGCAGACUUUCUCAGUAAAGUUCUCAGAAGUUCUCCGUCGUUCCGAUUAUACACGGAGCCAGAAGCCAUUUUCGUCAUGGACUCGGAUGUCCAUGUUGGGCAUUGAAUGAGAGGUUGCCAUGUUGCGAAGCUUCACUGGGUAUUAUAGCGUGAUUCCUGCAACCUUGACCACAAUUCGUUCAAAAUACUGGCUUCAAUAUGCGUGUGACAGACACAUCAUUAGUUGCUGCAAAUCGCAUAAAUAAUAC